AUGGAAGAUGCCCACCUUGCAGCACUGGAUAUCCAAGGUCACCCAUCUAUGUGCAUGUUUGGGGUGUUUGAUGGCCAUGGGGGCAAAGAGGUCGCAAAAUUCGUUGCGCUGCACCUCGUAGAGGAGCUUCUCAAGAAUGAGUCAUUUCAGAAGGGAGACUUUGAGUCAGCGCUGAGGUCCACUUACCUGAGAAUGGACGAAGUCAUGAUGGAGGAAGGCAGUCAAGCAGAGUUGGUUGCCCUUGCAGGGGGCCGUCAAGAGAGCGAGGACAUAGAGUUCACUGACUUUGAGAACAUGGAGUUGCCGGACAUCUUGAGGAAGGCCAUCCAGGCUUCCACCAAGGACCAUGGCCAGCAGCGGCAGCCCUUCCAGUUCGUCAAGGCCAGUCAGGUGACUUCUUUCCCAAUCUCGGACCUCGAGGAUGUGGAGGAUGAGGACAGCGAGGAGGAUGAUGAGCUACCUGACUCUCAGGAGGCUCCACAGGGGGAUUGCGUGAAGGCGGAAGAUGCUGUGGAUGGGCUCCAUGAGAGUGCGCCGGCCAGUAAGGACAGCGAGGGGAUCCCAGCAGGGGUGCCUCACACACUGAGCAUCAACAGGAGGAACGACAUUGCCGUGGAUGGCAGACCUGCCCAUGGACAGGCCGAUAAUGGGGGUGGGUCUAUGCUGUCUGAGAAGCCGCCCACCAAUGGUGACUGUUCGGGUGCUUCUGCUGACGAUGCCAGCGAUGGAGAGGUUGUCGAGAUCGACUCACCCCAAACCCCCCUAAACAUGGCCCUGCCGCAGGACAUGGUGGGCGCACUCGAGCUUGAAGGGCUGGAGGCUGCAGAGGCCGAGGGCUGCAGUGGACCACUGGCUGGCUGCACUGCUGUUAUGGCUCUGGUGGACAACAAGCGCCUGAUUGUGGCCAAUGCUGGCGACUCCAGGUGCGUUGCAUCUCGAAAAGGCGUUGCCAUUCCAAUGAGCCAAGACCACAAGCCAACUGACCCUAUUGAAGACGAACGGAUAAGAAAGGCAGGUGGCUUUGUGGCAGAUGGGCGCGUCAAUGGGAGCUUGAAUUUGUCCCGUGCUCUGGGCGACAUGGAGUACAAGAAGGCUAAGCACCUGCCCCCCGAGGAGCAGAUGGUCAGCGCAUUCCCUGAUGUGCGGGUGCUGGACUUGAAACGUGGUGACGACUUCUGCGUGUUGGCAUGCGACGGCAUUUGGGAUGUGCUCACAGAGCAGCAGGCUGUGGACUUUGUUCAAGAGCGCCUCAAGCGAAGCGUGCCGGUGGACGAAAUCGUGCAGCAGAUGUGCGAUCACUGCCUGGCAGAAGACUCGGCAGGGACGGGGGAGGGAUGUGACAACAUGACAGCCAUGGUUGUGCUGCUCAAGAAAUUCUGUACCAUAAAGGGGGCACAGAUAUCUGGAAAGAGGGUGCAGCCUGCAGAGGCCACCGCAAAGGCGUGA
Messenger RNA from Ostreobium quekettii, 1446 nucleotides. NCBI's taxonomy places the organism in Eukaryota, Viridiplantae, Chlorophyta, Ulvophyceae, Bryopsidales, Ostreobiaceae. The record is from the annotation of a GenBank genome assembly.